AUGGAAGCAGUCGGUAAGGGGGAUGUCAAAAUGGAGGAAGUGACAGAAGAGAGAGAAGACAAUUCUGAUAAAUUAAAGAAGAAAAAAAAAAAAGUUCAAAUUUGUGAAGCCAUUACAUGUAAAAGGAGCCAGGGGGAGGAUACUCACCAGGGAAAGGACGCACGAAAGGCUGAAGCAAAGUCGGCUAGAAAGAAUGAAGCCAAGGCUGAAGCAAAGUCUGCUAGGAAGAAUGAAGCCAAGACUGUGGGAACGGCCGCGGAAAAGGGCCCAAAGGUUCGGCACGCGCAGCUAGGCGAGUCGAAAGAAAAGAAGGAGAAAGAGGCUAAGGCGAAAGAGGUCAAAGAGAAAGAGGCCAAGGCGAAAGAGGCUAAGGCGAAAGAGGCCAAGGUGAAAGAAGCCAAGGUGAAGGGGGCCAAGGUGAAGGGGGCCAAAGGGAAAGAGGCCAAGGUGAAAGCGGCCAAGGCGAAAGACGCCAAGGUGAAAGCGGCCAAAGCGAAAGAGGCGCAGCCAACAGAUGAUCAUCCAGAAGGGGAUCGGUUCAAAAGGGAGCACCCACAAAAUGCGCAACAAAAGACAGCGGGGGUCGGGACUACCCUUGAAAAGGUGGCGGAGGGCUCGGACUCGGUGAAGCGCAAAGGGGGGAGCACUCAGGGAGAUGUGCCCAAAGGGGGGAGAAGUCAGGGAGAUGUGUCCAAAGGGGGGAGAAGUCAGGGAGAUGUGUCCAAAGGGGAAAGGGGAAAAGGUAAAAGGGGAAAAGGGGAAAAGGGGAAAGGGGAAAGCGGAAAAGAUGAAAAGGGAACAGGGGAAAGCGGAAUAGAUGAAAAGGGAACAGGGGAAAGCGGAAUAGAUGAAAAGGGAAAAGGGGAAAGCGGGAAAGGCACGUCAGAAAACUCCAACCUCUACUGGGAGGAAGAAAGCCUUAUUGAAAUAUUCAUUGGACAAGCAAAGCUAAAAAACCAACAGACAAACUGCUCCCAUUACGAACAGGCAUUCUGUGUAUCCUAUUUUGUGUAUGAAGACCCCUUAGAAAUUUUCAGCCUAUUUCAGGGGGUAAGUUGGCUGCCAGAAUUCAGAAACAGAUGUACCUCCCUAAACAGAAUCGAGUUUAAUCCAAAGAAAAAUAUCAAAAAUAUUUACUCCUCUGCAUAUGUAAAUAUCAAUCAGUGUGUACAUUUAAGGAGGGGAUACAAUGAGGUCCUAAGUAUUGUGGAUGAUGGGAUUGCUUACGUUUUUAUUUCUAUCAUUGGGGUAAAUUUGAAGGAGUACGAAAAAUUUUAUCAGAGUGAAUAUGUCACCUUAAAGGGAGGAACAACCUCUCCUAACACAUCCUACAUUAGAAGCGAUGCCACUAAACCACUAAACCGAUUUGAGAACCCAUGGGGGAUAACCCCAAACACGGGUGAAGAGUAUCAAAGGGGGAUUGAGGAUACCCCAUUUGGGAAAAACCUCGUGGAGAAGUACAAAAACGAAAUGGAGUUAGAAUUAGACUUUAUGGGAGAGAAAAAACUUGUCAUAGAGAAGGAUUACAAAAAAUUUCUUCACAUCUUAGGAUCCUGCAUUGUUCCUAUAGAAGUGCGUAAUGAAGGAGAAGCAAAUCGAAAGAGGGUUGAAAAUGUAUGCAGUAGAGAUAGCUACAAUGUCUACCCUCAUGAAGUCAUUCGAGCCGUCUUGUACAACUACCUAGACCUGUUCAGAAAAAACAAAAAGGUAAAUUUGUUCCACCUUAUUAGUAAGCACGAACAGGAGUUAUUACCAGUGGGUCGUCUAAAUCUUCAGAUUAAAGAAGUAAAAAAAGAUGUACUACUACCCCCCUGUGAUCUCUUCCAAGAUGAGGAUAUACUUCACAACCUGAGCAAUGGAAAAAGUGACGCAUAUAAUAUUGCAAAGAAAAUUUUUAAACACAUUACAUUAAGAAGAAGGAGUGGAAGACAAGAAAAAGAGAGCUUCGUAGAAAAAAUAAAAAAUUUGUGCUCUCACUUAGAUGUAGAAUUAAAUAAAAAAGAUCCCAAUUACAUGAACCGGUCCUUUUCCUACUUUGAAAAGUCUCUACACAAAAUGGAUGAUAUGAAAGUAGAGGAAAAAUUUAGAAAAAAAAUUAGGAAAAAAUUAUUUAAAAUGUUGGGAUUAUCAAAGAGGAGAUUCCCAAACGGAUUUUGUCCUUCCAGUUGUAGAGUUUUAGAUCUUCCUUGCUCACACCUAAUUGUUUAUGUUCACUGUGUGUCUAACAUAACUCUUAAAUUGAGCUCGUUAAAAAAUUUUAUUGACGUAAACCUCUUUCAUGGGAUCAUAUUUUGGGAGGAAGAGGGGAACAGUAUGCACAAUCUUCAAAAUGUAAAGGAGAGAAAAAGGAGGACUAUCAAAUUGACAUCUCGGAAUGGGAUUCAGGCUGACUACUACUUCGCCACCGAAUGUGAGGAACGGGGUCGCAAAGUGCAGGGGGAAAAACAGGACGUCGUUUGUUUGAAGCUUAAUUUCAACAGCCCCGUCAUUCUGCCUUACAACUACAACGCGCCUUCUUGCAGGCUAAACUUUGUCCUUCUGCACAGCGGCACUCCGUUGCUUCGGUUGGCGCCAAGCGGAGGAAGUGGAGGAAGUAGAGGAAGCGGUGUAGGCGGCGGCAGAGAGGACAGCUGCAACUAUGACGACGUCCUCUAUGACAACUUCGGGUACAACUUCGGGUACAACUUCGGGUACAACUGCGGGUACGCCAUAAAUGAUAACGUCCCGUUUAACGAAGGAGACAAGGUAAAGAAGAGCCUCCAAACCCACCCGUAUUAUCUGAAAACGAAGGGGAACGACCCCUUCGUUGAAAAUUCCAGACCCUUUGUUGAACUCUCAUUCUACACACACCCAAAAAAUAGCACAUUUUUUUCUGCACCCAAAUAUAAACUGUUUUACAAAAAUCAAGUAAAGAGCAACUUGGGGGAAGACAUUACUCACUCCUCGUAUUCAGCUCCUAAUUUUGGAAGAGACAAUCUGGUUUUUCAUUUUUUCGAUGACUUUGCGGAUGACCUACGUGUGGGGAAAGCAAACCGGAGGAAUCAUUUUAAGAGUUACUUUUUCGUGCCCGUUAUGGGAAGUGAAGUGCAUGAGGGGUCUCCACUGGGGAGGCGCGGUGACGCCCUGUCGAGCGGUGUCCAACUGUGUGACGCUCCAUCGAGUGACCUCCAACUGUGUGGCGCUCCAUCGAGUGACCUCCAACUGUGUGGCGCUCCAUCGAGUGACCUCCAACUGUGUGGCGCUCCAUCGAGUGACCUCCAACUGUGUGGCGCUCCAUCGAGUGACCUCCAACUGUGUGACGCUCCAUCGAGUGACCUCCAACUGUGUGACGCCCCGUCGAGCGGUGUCCGCAAGCACGGUCAACGUGGGGUCGCGCCGCUGGAUGCCCCCAUCGAGGUGGUCCACUUCGCCGUGGCAGAGGGAGGGGGACUCCAGGGGGGGGAAAUAAAUAAGUGGCACUCCUUCUACGUACACACAAAAAAUUACAGAAAAAAGAAAAUAUAUGGAGGAAAGCACAUUCAAAUUAGGAUUCAAGUUGAGCCACUCGGAUAUCUUCAAUUAGACUAUGCUGCUGACCCUUGUAGAAACGCAGAGGUAAAUAAAAACACCUUAACUUGCUAUGCACCUAAUAAGGAGGUGAGAGCUCCUGAUCACAUCUGCUUUAACUCCUUCAGUGAGAUACACGAACUGGUCGAUUACGAAGUGGAGGAUUUAAAGAAUGGCACAUACGAGGUUACAUACCAGGUGCACAAAGUGGGAAGGAAGCUGCUCUACAUCUUCUGCGACGGGAUCGAUGUGGUUGGUUCUCCAUACGAAAUAAAGGCUACCCCCGCUGGCGCAGAUCCAAAGUUGUGCAAAAUUUUGGGCAAGGGGGCCACCCAGUGCCUGGCCACCCCCGUUCUGGACCUGCGCAGUGGGCCCUGGGUGGGUGACCGUCUGGGCAAGCGGCGAGAGGUCAAUCUGGGCGCCAAUCUGAAAGGCGGUCUGGUUAACCAGGGUAACUACCUAGGCGCCGACCUGGGUGAUGACCCGAGUGAUGACCUGGGUGCCGACCUGGGUGCCGACCUGAGUGUCGACCUCAGUGCUGCCCCAGCGCAUGACUCCGCUUUGCAACCCGAGUCGGCUCGGCCAGGGGGAAGCGCCCCAGAGGUGAAUGCCCAGGAAGGGCUCGAUGCUGGCGCCUCCGCGGGGGGUGCUCCUCCGGGAAAGCAGCCAGGAGAGCAGCCAGGAAAGCAGCCAGGAGAGCAGCCAGGAGAGCAGCCAGGAAAGCAGUCAGGAGAACAGGCAGAAGAACAACCAGGAACCCCCCCAGUGGAAGGCCGCCCAGGGGAGACUCACCCCAGUUCCACCGCUUCCGCUGCCGCUCCCCAUGGUGCGCACGAAUUCCACAUCAUCUCCAUAACGAAGCGGAAGGCGAGCGAAACGGAAGAGGUAUCAAAUCGAUGUGCGCGUGAAGAAGCGUUAGGCAGUAGAUCGUCAGAUAGGAAGACCCCCUACUGCAGUGACGAAGCGAACAAGCUUUUUUCUCACCCAAAAUAUUACGACGAAAUAAAAGGAGAAAACAUCACCGAGAUGGACAAAGAAAACAAGAAGAGAUGUGCUCAACUCCUGAAAGAAACACAAAUAGUAAACACAUUUACAGUAAUACUUUGUGAUAAAAAUGGAGUAAAGCUAUGUAUAGGGAAUGAUAACAUAAAAGUGGUGGGAAAAAAUGGCGCACAGAUCAAACGAGUCGUGGAUAACCAUGACGGGAGUUACACAGUUGAGUAUGUAGUCCAUUUUAAAAGAGAGGAGAAAACGAAAAAGAUGUUUGACGAUGAGGAUAUAAAACAAGUGCAAAUUUUUUAUGAAGAAUUUCUCAUACACUCUAGUAGGAAACACAACGAUCAUUAUGUCAUUGAAAAAUUUCAAAAGAAAUUCCAGAAAGACAUUCCUAUAUGCUGUCAGAUUCAUGUCUACAUAAACGAAGUUGAGAUGUAUGGGUCCCCAUUGAAACCUAUUAUUAUGAAUAUCCCACAGAUGCUUCACUUUUUCAACAUAUAUUUUCAGUUUACCUACUCAGGGUUGUUACUAAAAAAUUUUGAAUUCUUACUAAACUGUAAUGAUUAUCAAGGGUGCAUGAAUAGUCUCUCCUCAUUUUAUUCCAAUUUCUUGGGUGUGGUGGAGAGUGAAGAAAGGAGCUCCAAGUCAAUAGGCUCCAAUAGGUUGCAAAGACUGAUCCGAUUUGUACCCACCAAAGGAAUUGACGAGGAAGUCAAAGUUGAAAAUUUCUUCUUUCACAUUCCGUUGAACGUUUUGGACUUGAGGAAGGAAGCCCUCGUGGAUAGUACUACCUUACCAAUAGGUGACAUCCCCCAUGGGUAUACCAAAUGGGGGAAAAAACAAAAGGGUGGAGUGGGGAAGUAUACAAAAGGUAACCCACUACACAGAAGAACAAUCCCCGAAAUGAACGAAUCUUUAUUUGUAAAUGAAUGGCUCCACAUGCACAUGUACAAAUCGAAGUUAUCCGAAAGAGAUGCCAAGUAUGACAUGGGUAUGAACCUGGCCUACUCCCUAAGUAAUAUCAUUUUACAGCACCUCAUAUAUUUAAAACAGUAUAAAUUCUUUAUCAACUCAAAGCAAUAUGAAAAUGGCUUGCUCCAAAAUAACAUACUUACCCAGUUUAGGAAGCUCCUAGAGGAGGAAUAUAAUAAAAUGUUUGCAUACCAAACAAAUAAUAUCAUAGAGUACUGUGAGAAAUUUGGGAAAUCCAAAUUUAGUGGCUUAGAAGAACUAAUAAAGGUAUACAAAGGUAUUGCAUUCGAACUGAGGAAGUUAAAGAAAAAUGAUUUGGCGGAUGAUUUCGAUAAGUGUUGUGAACAUAUGUGUCAGGAGUUGUAUCUUCAUAAUAUCGAGUCGAGUCUGCUUAGGAAGGAAGCAACGUUAGACAAGUAUGAGCAAAUGAUUGACCAAAAAAUGGAAAAAGUGAACCAAAUAAAGGAGAGGCUCAAGAAGUAUGAACAGAAUGAGGUAGACAUUGAGAGGAUCUCUAAACUGUGUAGUGUCAAAAGGGAUAAAGCCAUCCAGACAAACGACUACCUAUCGUUGUCACAUAAGAACAGCUUCUUAAGCUCUCUUAUCGAGUCCAGGAGGAAAGAAGAACCCUUAGAAGGGGACGCCCAAAUGAAAAAUACACAGCCAAACCAGCUACAGAUGGAAGAAACAAAAAUCAGGGAGAUGGUGAGGAAGUACUGGAGAAACGCAUCUACCUAUGACAUAUUUGUGAGUAUAAAAAAAACGAUGAAUAAUUGCCCACGACUGAAAAUUUCACUGGACGAAACGUUUAACUACUACAGCUGUAGUGUCAAGAAGGACAACAAAAUGAAGGAUUUUCAAAUUAAAAAAAUGCAGGAAAUAAAAAUGGUGGAAAAUUUAGACAAUUUAAAAAAAAUAGACUUAAAUGAAGAGAAUAACAACCUGCUCUCACAUAACGAGUUGAGUAGCUUCCACCUGACGUACAACGCUUAUGUAGCUCUCCUAAUAGACUUGCGAUGCAACAGAUUUUUUCUUAAAGAUUUGGAGAAUGUCCUUUGGCUGUUCGAAAAAUUUUCAAUCCAGCACCACUCCUUUCGAAACCUGUAUAACCCAUAUGGAUUUUUACGAGUCAUUCCAAAGUAUCUCUUCAUCGCCUUUGUUAGAGAAUUGGCCUACUUGAAUAUGCUCUAUGUCGUCUCUGAAUGUACAGUCAUCAACAACGAGGACGAAAAGAGGUUCUUAAACGCUAAUCACCCCUCUCGGCUCUCCUCAUUUCAUCAUUUUGUCAAGUACCAUUUUGUUCCCUUUUAUGAGGAACUUAGCUUGGAACCCAAUUUUCAGAAUUUUAAACAGAAUUUAAUUGAGCAUAAUGGGGAAGAGGUCGACCCGGAUAGCACCAGGGAUACAUGCUCCUCUGGUGGGGGAGUGAUCCCCACCGUCACUGCUAAUAACACCCCACAUGUACAUAUAAGCCUCCUUGAUUUGGAGACCUACUUCAACAACGAGUUGCCUCUCCUCGUUCGGCACAAGAACUUCGAGAAGACCUUCCCCCUUCUGUUUGAUUACUACUCGGGGUUGUCUACCCCGCGUGACGCGUCGCCGCAGGAGCGCGCCGGGGCAGCUACUCAAGGGGAAGUCGUCCAGCCCCAGGCCGUCUCUAGCGCAGCUAACACGGUCAAAGCGGCUAACCCGGUUAAAGCGGCUAACCCGGUCAAAGCAGCUAACCCGGUUAAAGCAGCUAACCCGGUCAACGCCGCUAACCCCGCUAACACUGCUAACCCGGCUAACCCGGCUAACCAAGUGGGAACGGGCGAACCCGCGCCGUGUCCCGAGAAGCACGUCUCCGUCGCCAUCUUCAUUCGAUUCCUGCGCGAGUUUGGACUCAUCCCGCACUUCUUUAGCAACCAAAUGGCGAUACGCACACUGCAGUCCUUCAUGCAAAAGAAGGGGAAAAAGAAAUUAAACUACGAGGACUUCUCCCAUGCCAUUAUUAUAUCCAUCUGUGAAUGCGUGAAAAAAAAUAUCCUCACCCAGUACAACAUGCUUAAGGUGAAUAAUCAGCUCAACUCAAAAAUUCAGACGGAAAAAAUUUUGAAUCCAAGUUACAUUCAGUACGAGGCCAAGGAGUUAAUCUACCUCUUCGGCUUCGCUGACACGCAGCUGGUGCGGUCGAAGCUGGUCGGGUAG
Molecule: messenger RNA, 7701 nt
Organism: Plasmodium cynomolgi strain B
Lineage: Eukaryota; Apicomplexa; Aconoidasida; Haemosporida; Plasmodiidae
Exons: 2
Coding region: 1-7701 (2566 amino acids)
Source: RefSeq, a predicted model, not a curated record